AUGACCGCCGAACCCACCAGCCCCGAGCCGGCUGUGGUGGCUAACCUGCCCGGCCGGUCCAUGUUGGUUCUUUACGGCUCGGAGACCGGCAAUGCUCAGGACAUUGCUGAAGAAAUCGGUCGCAACGCCCAGCGUCUGCAUUUCAGGACGAAGGUUGAUGAAAUGAACGGGGCCCACUUGAGCAUGUUACUCCAAUAUUCGCUGGUCGUCUUCGUCAUAUCAACGACGGGCCAGGGAGAUAUGCCCCGCAACUCGAUUGCCUUUUGGAAAAGCCUUCUGAGGAAGAAGCUACCACCAGGCUGCCUUGGUGCGGUCAAGUUUACGACCUUUGGACUUGGCGAUAGCCUGUACAUCAAAUUUAACUGGGCUGCUAGGAAGCUGCAUAAGCGGCUAGAGCAACUAGGUGCCGUGGAAUGUUAUCCACGUGGUGAAGCAGACGAGCAAGACUCGGAUGGAGCGGACGAGAGAUACAUGCCCUGGGCUGCAGACUUGCAAAAGAGGUUACUCGAGCUGUAUCCUCUUCCAGAAAGCGUCUCUCCCGUCCCAGACGGCGCUCUUCUACCCCCGAGAUACACGGUCGAGCUAGCCACGAGCUCAGAGACACUACAAAACGGAACUUUAAGCAACAGCUUCGAGCACAAAACGAACGGGCAUGUGGUAGAGACCGAAGGCGAUGACCAGCCCAGCGGAACUUCUCUCAACCCAGACACAGCAGCCGCUAUCGAGGAUCUGACACAUGCGACCGAUGCAAUGACUUUUGCCGGGCCUUCGCCAACGGUAGACGAGCUCGCAUCUGAAAAUCAGACUCCCCCAACAACUCUCCUACCCAUCCCUAGCGGCCAUGCUGCUUCUCUCGAAGUCAAUAAACGAGUGACGCCCACGACACACUUUCAAGACGUCCGCCUCGUCCAACUCGCCCUCGACCCAUCCCCCACCGGACCUCCUACAAUAAACCCCUUUGAUAGCCUGACGAUUUACCCAAAGAACUUCCCCCACGACGUUCAAAAGCUCAUAGAUCUCAUGCAAUGGAACCCCAUCGCAGACCUUCCCCUAACAUUCACCUCCUCUUCUUCUAAAGGCACCGAUCUCCCCCGUGGCCUCUACAUCAACCACGACCGCCCGACGACCCUCCGCGACUUGCUCACGCACAACCUCGACAUCACCUGCACCCCGCGCCGCAGCUUCCUCAAAGAAAUGUACUACUUCUCCGACGAUGAAUACCACAAGCAGCGACUCCUCGAGUUCACCAUGCGAGAGUACACGGACGAGUUCUUCGACUACACCACCAGGCCCCGGCGCACCAUUCUCGAGGUCCUCGAGGAGUUCACCUCCGUCCGGAUACCCCUGAGCCGCGUCCUCGACAUGUUCCCCGUCAUGCGCGGCCGGGACUUUAGCAUAGCCAGCAUUGCCCAUCAAACUAGCCUCCCGCCAUCUCAAGAGACGACGAUGACUACAAUAGGAACGAAGACGAGCAUAACCCUCCUGAUAGCCCUCGUCAAAUACAAGACCAUCCUCCGCAAAAUCCGUCAGGGCCUCUGCUCCCGCUACCUCGAGUCCCUGACCUCACCGGGAACCCCUCUCCGCAUAACCCUCAACCGCAGCUCCGCAUCCCUCCACGGACCCGUCCACGCCCGCCGCCCCCUCUGCGCCAUCGCAACCGGUACCGGCGUCGCGCCCCUCCGCCUCUUCAUCGAAGAACGCCUCUCCCACCUCGCCUCAGCCGUGAGCGUCGGCGAUACCGCCGUCUUCUUCGGCAGCCGUAGCAGAGAAGCAGAUUUCCACUUUAGCGACGUCUGGGAGAACCUCAAGACGAGGUAUACCCUACCUUCUUUCACUCCUACUACCGAUGCUACCACUCCUGCUAUCGACGACACCGCCUCACCCGCAAGCAGACCCAAAUUCGACGUCUUCACAGCCUUUUCCCGCGACAAGUCUACCCCGCGCGCCUACGUUCAGGACGUGAUCCGCCAACACCCAGAGGCCGUCCGCGCCAUGGUCGCUUCAGACGCCAUCUUCGUCGUCUGCGGCGGCAGCCUAAAGAUGUCGCGUGCAGUAAAGGAGGCCGUCAAGGAUUGUUUGCGGGGCGACCCGGCCGCGGCGGUGAAGUCCCCGGACGACACGGCCGUGGAGGCUGCUUUUGCUAGGUUGACUUGGUGGGAGGAGAUUUGGUAG
Messenger RNA from Colletotrichum phormii, 2172 nucleotides. RefSeq names its product flavodoxin. Gene Ontology annotation, cellular component: cytosol. The transcript has 4 exons. NCBI's taxonomy places the organism in Eukaryota, Fungi, Ascomycota, Sordariomycetes, Glomerellales, Glomerellaceae. Bases 1 to 2172 code for a protein of 723 amino acids. The record is from RefSeq and is a predicted model, not a curated record. Gene Ontology annotation, molecular function: flavin adenine dinucleotide binding; NADPH-hemoprotein reductase activity; FMN binding.